This is a messenger RNA of Monosiga brevicollis MX1, 1842 nucleotides long. RefSeq lists its product as uncharacterized. The transcript is spliced from 16 exons. Lineage: Eukaryota; Choanoflagellata; Craspedida; Salpingoecidae. Gene Ontology annotation, molecular function: superoxide-generating NAD(P)H oxidase activity. Gene Ontology annotation, biological process: defense response; superoxide anion generation. Gene Ontology annotation, cellular component: plasma membrane; NADPH oxidase complex. The record is from RefSeq and is a predicted model, not a curated record. Bases 1 to 1842 code for a protein of 613 amino acids.
AUGCAGUUUUGGUGGCAGCAAGGCCUGACCUUCAGGCAGUGGUUUGUCAACGAUGGCCCCAUGUAUACCUUCGUGCUGCUAUGGAUGUGCGCAAAUGUCGGCCUCUUCUUUUACACGUUCAGCUUCUACACUCAAGACAAGUACAACUAUCUGCGCCGCAUUGUGCAUUUUGGUCUACCGGUGGCUCGCGGUGCUGCCUCGGUCCUGAACUUGAAUUGCGCUCUUGUCCUUCUUCCCGUUUGUCGAAACCUUGUCAACUUUUGCCGUGGCAUUUUUGAGUCAAAGCGCUCCAUCCGACGCCUCUUUGACAAGAACAUUUUGUUCCACAAGUGGUGUGCCUACGUCAUUUGCGUCUUUGCCAGCAUACACAUCUGCGCGCACUUUUUUAACGUCAACAACUUGGUCGAGGACGGGACCUACGGCCGCAUUCUGCGCGAUGGCACCCCCAUGUCACAGGAAGAAGUGCUUUUCACGACGGUGGCUGGCGGAACCGGCGUAGGCAUCACAGUUCCCCUCAUUCUGAUGGUGACCACGGCCUCGCAGCAAAUUCGCCGUUCCUAUUUUGAACUUUUCUGGUAUACACACCAUCUCUUCGUCGUGUUCUACGUCUGCCUGUGCCUUCACGGCUACUCGGGUUUUGUGGAGCGUCAAGACAACCCUGAUACGUACCCCAUUUCUCUGGAUCGGGGCGUUUGUACCAGCCGCGACGACGUCUUGGUGUCCAACGGUUGUGCCUCAUGGAACGCGGUUGUGUCGGCCCUUGCUAACCAGAACUCCAGCUUAACUGAACCCAACCUCUGCAUCCCGGGCGGCGUGGACGUCGGUGACGAGGAGGAUGCGUUUUGCUGCCCGUGUCGCCUCGUCACGCAAGCCGUUUUGCAGCGAGGCCAGGCUGCCACGUGGGUGUGGGUCAUUGGUCCCUUGAUCCUCUACAUCCUGGAACGCCUCUACCGCUGGUACAAGAGUCAAACUCGGCGCCUGCGCAUUCUCAAGGUGGUUAAGCACAAGGACUCUGUUCCUGUCAUGGAGAUUCAAUUCCAAAAAGUCCCCACCAAGGCUGGUCAAUAUGUCUUUAUCAACUGCCCCAAGAUUAACAGCCUUGAGUGGCACCCUAUCACGCUCACUUCCUGCCCCGAGCUCGAUUAUGUUAGCGUGCACAUUCGCCUCGUGGGCGAUUGGACAACCAAACUGGCCGACGCGUGUGGCUUUUACGAGGAUAAUCCAAAAGUUGGCAGCGAACUGCCUUACAUCUGCAUUGAUGGCCCUUUUGGUACAGCGUCAGAGGACAUGUACCACUAUCCCGUUGCCAUGCUAAUUGGCGCUGGCAUUGGCGUGACCCCCUUUGCAUCUCUGCUGAAGGAGUUGUACUUUCGCAAGAGCAAUCCUUCGGCCUACCCAUCUUUCAAAACGCAAAAGGUCUACUUUUAUUGGAUGUGUCCCGGCUUUGAUGCCUGGGGUUGGUUUGCCAGCCUCCUGAUUGAUCUUGAAGAUAAGCUGGAGCAACUCGGAGUUCCCGACUUUUUGGAAAUCCGUGUCUUCACAACUCGCGGCUGGAGUCAAGACGAUGCGGCCAAGAUCAUGCUCCAGGAAGAUGAGAGCGGUGACAGCAUCGUUCGCGACGCCGAGACGGGCCGAGCCCUUCGCCAUAAGAUGAACUUCGGCCGUCCGAAUUGGGAUUCUGAGUUCACAUCCGUGGCCAACACGCAUGCCGGCAACAACAUUGGCCUAUUUUUCUGUGGGCCCAAGGUCUUGUCGUCCCAGUUGCAUGUAACGUGCAACAAGUUUACCAGCGAGCGCGCAGCUGAAGGCACCAAGUUUUAUUACAACAAGGAAAACUUUUGA